Messenger RNA from Trematomus bernacchii (emerald rockcod), 4391 nucleotides. RefSeq names its product PH and SEC7 domain-containing protein 4. Gene Ontology annotation, molecular function: guanyl-nucleotide exchange factor activity. NCBI's taxonomy places the organism in Eukaryota, Metazoa, Chordata, Actinopteri, Perciformes, Nototheniidae. The record is from RefSeq and is a predicted model, not a curated record. The transcript has 16 exons. The coding region runs from base 582 to 3860 and encodes 1092 amino acids. Gene Ontology annotation, biological process: regulation of ARF protein signal transduction.
ACAGCUAUACCUGCUGGGAGAAGAACAGGACAGCGGGAGACUGAAGUUUGAUCUUGAAUUUUUGAAAAUGGACAGGAAGCAUGAAGGAGAAGAAGGAGGAGGACCUAGUCCGGACUAGGACUUGUGACUUGCAUUCAUUGUUAUGCGACACCACAGACUCAAAGGCUGCGCGGCUAAAAGAGAGUGAAUGUGAGGCUUGUUUGUUGUGCGCAGCAGGGUCAGACAUAAUCAACUGAGGGUUACUUGUAUGCUUGUGUGCAUGUGUUUGUGUGCCUGUGAAGGUGCAGCACUUUGACAGCGGGAUAAACCCAGUAAAACACAGCGGUGUGUCUCCCUCCCACAAGACUUAAAACAUCACAAGUCUACCGAUCAUAUGAUGGUGCUUUAAAGAGCCUGGAGGGGAUCUGUGAAUGGCGACAUUGGAGUUUGUUACAUUCUUCAGGGUUUAUGGAAUCUUACAAAAUGAUCAACCUUGAUACGGCAGAGGAAGACAUUUUAUAGCGAGACAUCCUUUACAGCUACAGCGUCUUUCACCCAAACCACAAACGACCCAGCAACGGAACUGACGGAGAUACGAGCUAAUGGAGGAGGAAAACGUGUGCUCCUCUCUGCCAGAUGUUCCAGAUUCAGUCUUUCAGGAGCCUCGACAAGACUCAUGGACCUCCAUCGACCACCGGUACGUGAAUGGAGAGCAGGAGAGCGCCGAGUGUGGUGACGCAGAGGCAGAGAUAAACCAGACACACGGGAAAGAUCAACUCAAUCUCUCCCCGGCGGCAGGUCGAGAGGCUUCUGAGGAGGCAGAGGAGUGGGAGCAGAUACAAUGGUCGAUGCAACCCAUGCCCUGCAGCAGUCCUCCACUUUCUUUCUGCACAGUGCAGUGGGACAUGCCAGAUCUUUCCGCAGAGGGACCUUCACUCAUGACUGACAGCAGCUCGGCCAAUGAGCCGGACUCUGGUGCCGUGACGAGUGGAGAGACCACUUCCCCAGCCCUUCACUCAUCUGAAGGCGUGAACGCUGAGCUCCUCACACAGGGUGACAGAGGGGAAGAAGAUGGUUUUAAUUCACGGCUUCUGAACUCAAAUCUAGAGUGGACAGGAAACAUCUCAGAGCCAUGUGAUUCUGCAGAUGUGCUGCCGACUCAGGAAAGGGAAGGUUCACCACAUGAGCUGUCAGACAGUAAUAACGGAAUCUUACUGAGAACAGAGGAAGAGGAAGAGGAGGCACACUCGGCAGCGUCAGAUCCUGUUAACUCUGUGGACUUACUCGACAUUCUUAGAGAAAUCGAUGGCUCCGAAGAUGAAUCGGACAGUUUCGUAAAUUUAAAACUAGAAGAGCAGGAGGAGCCCGCCGUUUUGCUGACUCCGCAGGGAGACUCUGAGGAAGAGCAACCUUCAUCCAAUGGUGUUGAGAACGAGGAAGAAGGCGAGGGGGAAGAUAAGGAGCAGAUAAACGUGUUGUGCUCCGAGGAAAGUGAAGAAGCAAAAGCUGCCAGCUGUCUGCAUGAUGUGGAGCUUCUUGCAGAGCCACUAGAAGCCGCUGACUCUGGACCAACCGUACACCCAGAUAAGAUAAUUGAUCUGCAGCAGUCGGAGCUCUUGGAAGAAAGGCGGUACUCUGGGACUGAUGAGGACAUAGAGAUAGAGGAACGGUUACAUGAAGAUCCCACAGCUCGGACUGAAGAGCCAGAAAUGUGCGAAGGUGUAAAUCAGGACUCUGAACAGUCACAGGCUGAGGACAACAGCGAAGGAGAGUCAAAACUUGCUGAAAAUCAUACAGAGAGCCUAGAAAAAUCACCGGAGAUAGUGGAGAAACUGGAGGAGACAAGUUGUUUAGAUCAACGUGAUUGUGACCAAGCCAGAUUACCAGAUUUAGUGCUGUCCUCUCAGCCGGAAGACGCUGAGUCCUCUCAGCUGGGGGUGACUGAAGAGUCAGAGCAGAUUCAAGCAGAGGUGUCUCAAGACUCUGACCAGUUAGGACAGUCACAACAUCUGGAACCAGAGAUGACAGGAGAGUUAACUCAACCUGAAAAUGCAGAGCUGCCAGAGGACUCCACUCAGUCAGAGCAGACAGUUUGCGUUGAAGCUGAAGACCCCGGGGAGACGGAGCGGCGAGAACAGACGGAGCCAUCAGUGCAGAAUGAGCAGACGCUGCAAACGAGCGACUUGUCUCGGCCGGCGCUCUCUCAGCAGGCUGUGCGGCCAGAGACAGAUGAGUCAGAAACAACAGAGCAGCUGUCUCCAGACACCCAGGUCGAGUUCAAUCAGGUGGACAAACAGGCGGAGACGUCACAUCAGGGCGACCAGGACGGAGGUGCUAAGGAUGGAGCGGGGCAAACAGUCGUAGCAAAUGGAGAGCAACCACCUCCUGUGACGGCAGCGCCUCAAAUGAACAUAGACGAGGUGAACAGAGAGAUGGCCCGCCGCCUCGCUCUGCGGCUCUUCAAGUUGGAGGAUGUCCAACGUGCAGAUGUGGUGAAGCACUUAGACAAAGACAAUGACUUCAGUCGUGCUGUCGGGGAGGAAUACCUGAAACUCUUUGACUUCACCGGGGAAACUCUCGAUCAUGCCCUGAGAUCUUUUCUGAAAGUGGUGGUGCUGAUCGGAGAGACGCAGGAAAGAGAGCGCGUGCUGCAGCAUUUCGCCUGCCGCUUCCAGCAGUGCAACCCCGACACCUUCACCUCCUCAGAGUCUGUGUUGGCUCUCACGUGCGCUUUAAUGCUUCUCAACACUGACUUGCACGGGCAGAAUGUAGGAAAAUGCAUGUCCUCGUCUAAAUUUGUGUCUAACCUGGAUGGGAUGAACGAAGAAGAAAACUUCAGCAAGGAUCUCUUAAAGAGUCUUUACAAUUCAAUAAAGAGUGAGCCGCUGGAGUGGGCUAUUGACGAAGAGGAGUUGAAGAGCUCUGUGCUGACGGACGAUGACACCGGAGUAGAUGCGCCGCUGCGUUCAGAAGCCAACCCCUUCCAGGACGUUCCUCACGACAAAACGGCCUCUGUGGUCAAACAGGGGUUCCUCCAGAGGAAGCUGCAUGCCGACAUCGACGGCAAACGCACUCCGUGGGGGAAGAGAGGCUGGAAGACUUUCUACGGGGUGCUGAGAGGAAUGGUCCUCUACCUGCAGAAGGAUGAUUACAGGAAGGAGCAGCCGACUAGCGAGGAGGUGGUGGUGAGCGUGCACCACUCUCUGGCCGAGCAGGCGGCCGGCUACAACAAGAAGCCUCACGUGUUCCGCCUGCAGACGGCCGACUGGAGGGUGUUCCUCUUCCAGGCCUCAUCCAAACUGGAGAUGUAUUCGUGGAUCGGCCGCAUCAACCUGGUCGCGGCGCUCCACUCCUCGCCUCCGUUCCCCGCCGCCGUCGGCUCUCAGAGGAAGUUCUUCAGACCGGUCCUCCCCUGCUCACAGUCCGCUCUCACCCUGGAGCGUCAGCUGAUGUCUUAUGCAGGAAUGCUGGUGUCCUUUAAGGAUGACUUGUCGUACCUGCAUGAGAACCUGCCAGAGGGCAGAAAGGCCAAAGCCAGGGAGCUGGAGGAGCAUCGUGUCAGGGCGGAGUACCUGCAGCAUGAGAUGUGCCGCUAUGAGAUCUACAUCAAGUGCCUGGAGGCAUGGAAGGCAUCGAAUAAGACCGGCACCAGUGUGUUGAACAUCACAGACCUGAAGCAGUUUGAUAAAGCUGUGUUUGCAGACUCUGUGGGGGACGAGGAGGAGGAGGAGGAGGAGGAAGGCAGGCUGAUAAAGUCCCACUCCAGCCCCUCUCUGGACCUGGAGAUGGCCCUCCCGACGGUGAUCAAAGUCAGACGUAACAUCUCAGAAAGACGGACUUACCGCAGGACCAUUGUUCCUCGAUGGAAUAAAGAGAACUAAAAGGUAUUUUUAUGACCGAUAAAAAGAAAAGCAGAUUUUAGAAACAUGCUGGUGGGACUGUUAUUUUGUGGAUAUCUGCCUCAGGAGGUUUUUGUUCUGCACUUUUACAAAAAGAAACCUCAGGGAAUCCAAAACCCUCAAUCUCUCUCAGGAUACAAAGCGGGAACCUGACUCAUUGGCUGAGCGACUCAAAAUGUCUGGACAUAAUUUAUUUCGCUUUUUGUCUUAACUCUGUUUUUUUAUGGUACUCAAAAUGGUACAACUUUGCUUUCAUUUGUUAUUGUUUUUUACCUAGGGCAAUAUUCUGCCUUUUAAAAUGUCAACCACUAGAGGUUGCUGUAGUACAACAGAACUGUGAGUGAGUGACGGGGACAGGAUGUUUUAAAAACAGAAUCCAUUGCACUUUUAUGGUUUGUAAUAUGUGUAUAAUAUUUGGAUGUCUCUGUUACAUAUUGUUUUUAAAUGAAGGGUUUAUUUCCAAAAUGUGAUGUAUUUUUUUUCGUCUUAGGUCAAAAUAAAAUGUUACUUCUA